Molecule: messenger RNA, 1712 nt
Organism: Cololabis saira (Pacific saury)
Lineage: Eukaryota; Metazoa; Chordata; Actinopteri; Beloniformes; Belonidae
Gene: ptges
Product: prostaglandin E synthase
Exons: 3
Coding region: 45-485 (146 amino acids)
Biological process (GO): prostaglandin biosynthetic process
Cellular component (GO): membrane
Molecular function (GO): prostaglandin-E synthase activity
Source: RefSeq, a predicted model, not a curated record
UCAGUUUCGGAGGUUUUCACGGCUCUUGCUGAAGGUUCAAAGUCAUGAUCAGGAACGAGGUUUUCUCCUGCUUCGUCUUCUACGCAGUUCUUCUCGUCACUAAGAUGUACGUUAUAGCCAUCAUAACGGGACAAGUCAGGCUGCGUAAAAAGGCUUUUGCCAACCCCGAGGACGCGAUGAGACACGGAGGUUUGCAGUUUCACCGAGAAGAUCCUUAUGUGGAGAGAUGCCGGAGGGCUCACUUAAACGACUUGGAAAACAUCCUCCCUUUCCUCUUCCUGGGCGCCAUCUACUCCCUGACUGGGCCUUCGCUGACCGUGGCCCGCGUCCAUUUCCUCGUCUUCUUCCUAGGCCGCCUGCUGCACAGCGCUGCCUACCUGUUUGCUCUGCCGGCGCCCACCCGCUCCGUUGCCUACUCGGUCGCGCAGAUGCCCUGCAUCUCCAUGGCUGUGCAGAUCCUAAUAUCGGUCGCAGUAUAUGCCUGAAACAUCUGAGGGAUGAAAGACUGAACACGAGGUGUUGUCCAAUAGGGGUGGGUUAAAAAAUCGAUACAUCAUCGAUAUACAUGUGUAGGAACGAUUAUCGAUACAUAAAUCCAAGUGUUGAUUUAAUUUUUUUUUAAAUCACAAUUUUUUUCCCGAAUUUAUCACCCAGUGCUCCCACGGCGCUGAAGUCAUGGGGGAACUUUAACACGCACUCAGCGCCCAACAGCGUCCCUGGCAGGAAUUGAACCCAGGACCUUCUUGCUGUGAGACGGCUGCACUACCAGCUGCGCCACCAUGCCCCUUAAUUUUUUUUUUUGGAGAAUCCCUUCCAUUGCCAAAGAAAAAUUGGUAUUGUAACUAGAAUAUCGAUAUCGAAUCGUAUCGGAAAUCGUAUCGACUUGGGACCUAGUGUAUCGGAAUCGUAUCGUAUCGGGAGGUCAGUGAUGAUACCCAGCUCUAUUGUCCAAACACUUCUGUGAUGACUACAGUUUGUGACCCAGGUCAGAGUAAUCAGCUGAAGGGGUUCGAACCCAGCUGGAGUGCAUUGAGAGAAGCACACAAAUGCACCAGUUCUAGUUUUUGGGGAGAUUUUGACAGUAUUUUAACUCAUAUAUUUUUCAAAAUGUGACAGUAACUUAAACAAUAUUUGAAGUGUGAUACUUGAUAUCUGACGUCAUAGACUGUACUUGUGUAUUUAACAUGCAAAUAUGAAGGUUGAUGCUCUUUUUCACAUAAUUUUUCUCACCGACUGACAUUUGUAGACCUGCAGCCUCUGUGGAAUAUUUCCCUAGCCGAACUGCACUGCAUGCUGAUCCCUAACCUCUCUUUUGUUUACACAAAACACAAUCUGAUCGACGUGGCUUCAUAUCCUCGUCGUGGCUUCAUCUGUUUCCUGUGUGGGUUUUCCAUCUUUUGUGUUAUCAUUUGUACCCUUCGCUCAACAGAGUUUUUAAUGGAUCUUGAUGUGCUGACUGAUGAAGUGUUGCAGGAUUAAAUACCCCUCUGUCUGAAGCGGCUCCUGUGUGAACGAAACUGGUUCUCAGGCAAUUUUAAAAAGGAGGACAGGACCGACGUGUAAACGUCUCUACAGCAUGCAGGUUCUCUUAUAAUUUGAUCUGUGAAAAUGUAUUUUAAAGAUUUUGUUAAUGUUAAUUUAUUAUUUGUUUGUCAUGUUUAUCACUCCACAGUAACAAUUGUUUUUUUGUCAAUAAAACAUUGCAGCAAACU